Phytophthora nicotianae INRA-310 is the source of this 1686-nucleotide messenger RNA. RefSeq lists its product as hypothetical. Gene Ontology annotation, molecular function: oxidoreductase activity. The transcript has a single exon. The coding region runs from base 1 to 1686 and encodes 561 amino acids. Gene Ontology annotation, cellular component: plasma membrane. NCBI's taxonomy places the organism in Eukaryota, Oomycota, Peronosporomycetes, Peronosporales, Peronosporaceae. The record is from RefSeq and is a predicted model, not a curated record.
AUGACUCUAUCCCAGCCACAUGUUGCGAACUGCGUUCCAACCUUAAGCCUUCCAGAGAGCCAUGAGGGUGAUACCGGCACCCCGUCGGAUCCCUACGUGAGUGCAGUUUCGCCAAGGCAGCACAUUGAACCGGAGAAGAUGAAUUGGGCGAGGAAAUGUGCGCGAUAUUGGACGGUGGCGCGUUGGCGUCUGUCACGUACUAUUUUCUCGGUUCCCAUUCCGAUGCUCACGCCACGCUUCGACAUCAAGCUUGGUGACCUGAUCGUCACAUUCCCGCUGCUUAUGUUUCUCCUGGGCAUGGCGGUAUUCUUUACAGUCGAGCACGAAGUUAAAACGUCUGGUGCACCAGCGACAUUCACGAUGUUGUUUGUGUUCGUUUUGGUAGUGCGAAACAAUUCGCUCUUACUCGCACUCACGGGUAUCCCCUUCGAACGUGCGUUGUUCUACCACAAACUGUUGUCUUAUGCGACGAUCGUGUUGACGGUGGUGCAUGCCUACGCGUAUUAUGCGGCGCCUGACGAACAUGUACAAACAGCGGAUGAAGAUAUGGACUUCAAACUCUUGACUGGAUAUGUCGCGUUCGUGGCCAUGGUCGUCUUGUGUUUAUUGUCUGUAAACAAAAUUCGCCGUCGCUUCUUCGAGUUUUUCUUACGCACUCAUUGGAUCCUCUUCAUCGUCGCUGUGGUGUUUGCGUCGCUGCAUGGUGCUCCCUAUAUUCUGGUAGGAGUCAUUCCUUGGUUCGUGGACAUGCUUUAUCGCCUAGCCAUCCGAACUCGCAAGUACUCUAAAGGUUCCUUGAAGCCCACCGAGGUUUCAACUGGAAUAGUUGCUCGGGAUCAGGUGUCGGUCCAUACGUUGCCCGGAGACAUUACGCUUAUUCAGUUCCCACGCGUUCGCAAAGAUACCGGUGACGCAUUCGAGUACGAAGCUGGUCAGUACGCGUUCAUUUGCAUUCCGACAAUUUCCUAUCUCGAGUGGCAUCCGUUCACGAUCUCAUCUUCUCCCAACGAAGCCAUGGUGACGUUUCACACUAAAAAACUGGGUGAUUGGACGAAGAAGGUGAGAACUGCUGCUAUUGACACUAACAAUGACUCCCCAUUUGACAUUCUCCUGGAUGGACCUUAUGGCAACGUUUCCGUCGAUAUCGCCACUCCGGGAGUGUACUCACAUUACGUUCUGUUCUCUGGCGGCAUUGGUGUGACUCCGAUGCGGUCAAUUGUCAACUGGUUGUACACUGAACACCGCGAAGGCUAUCGUCCUGAUAUCAAGAAUGUUCACUUCGUAUGGUCUGUACGCGACCGUGACCUUAUUCAAGCGCUCGUCGAUGGUACGGAGCUGCAUCAUGAGACUAACAACUGCGAAUCCUAUUUCCCACCGCGAAUCCAAGACGUGAACGAAGCAGGAAGCACGUUCUUUAGUGAGUUUUACCUCACGCGAGGUGAGAAGGACGUUGAAGCUCAACUCGACCACCAGCUCCGCAACUGUCUUAGAUAUGGUUCUCGCCCUGACGUGACAAAAAUUCUACGAUCCAUGGGUGAAAAGGCAAAGCAAGAUGACAGCACUCGAGUAGCUGUGCUGGUCUGUGGACCAAAGCCAUUGGUGAAUGGCGUCGUGGCCACUGGCAUGACCCUCUCCAAGGAGAUGAAGAUCCAGUUCGACGUUCACACCGAGUUGUUCGACUUUUAG